Molecule: messenger RNA, 1748 nt
Organism: Eucalyptus grandis
Lineage: Eukaryota; Viridiplantae; Streptophyta; Magnoliopsida; Myrtales; Myrtaceae
Product: putative receptor-like protein kinase At4g00960
Exons: 7
Coding region: 120-1559 (479 amino acids)
Biological process (GO): protein phosphorylation
Molecular function (GO): protein kinase activity; ATP binding
Source: RefSeq, a predicted model, not a curated record
CGUACAACGCUGCGCUGCAGACACUGCUGGACCGUCUGCGGGGCGAGGCGGCGGGCGGCGGCUCGCUGAGGAAGUACGCGACGGGCAACACAUCGGUGGGUUUCAACACGAUCUACGCGAUGACACAAUGCACGCCGGACUUGACCGACCAGCAAUGCAGCGACUGCCUGGUGACAGUCAUCGGGAGACUGGGGCAGUGCUGUGCCGGGAAGAUGGGAGUGAGGAUCAUGGCCCCAAGUUGCCAGUUCCGGUACGAGACCAAUGAUCGAUUCUUCGACCUGGUUGGCGAGCCACUUCCGCCGUCGCCCACACCGCUAUCACCGGCGGCAGACGCACCGCCUCCUUCGCCAGGUGGAAAGAGCAGUUCAACGAAGACUGUGAUCAUUGCAGUUGCGACAAGUGCUUCUGCGGUCCUUGUUAUCGGCGUUGUCAUACUCCUGAUAAUGAAAAGGAAGCGGAAGCAGCCCAGACAAAGAGUUGAAGGUGAAGUUGAGGAUGAAAUAAGCACGGCAGAGUCACUGCAAUUUGAUUUUGGCACUAUUAGAGCGGCAACUGAUAACUUCUCUGAUUCCAAGAAGCUUGGACAAGGCGGUUUUGGUGCUGUUUACUUGGGUCAGCUCUCCAACGGACAAGAAAUUGCGGUAAAACGGCUGUCACAGAAUUCUGGACAAGGAGAAGUAGAAUUCAAGAAUGAGGUCAUGUUAUUAGCUAGGCUACAACAUAGGAACUUGGUCAGGCUCCUUGGUUUUUGCCUAGAAGGAGUUGAGCGGCUUCUCAUUUAUGAGUUUGUGCCCAAUUCAAGCCUUGACCAGUUCAUAUUCGAUCCCUUGAAGCGUGCAAAUCUCGGCUGGGAUAGGCGCCACAAAAUAAUAAUGGGUGUUGCUCAAGGGAUGCUUUACCUACACGAGGACUCUCGACUUCGUAUCAUUCAUCGGGACCUCAAAGCCAGCAACAUUUUGUUGGACUCAAACAUGAAUCCUAAAAUAUCAGAUUUCGGUAUGGCGAGGCUGUUCGAGUCGGACCAAACUCAAGCAAAGACAAACCAAGUCGUGGGGACCUACGGUUAUAUGGCACCGGAGUAUGUAAUGCAUGGAAACUUUUCUGUCAAGUCCGAUGUCUUCAGUUUCGGAGUGCUAAUUUUGGAGAUUGUGAGUGGUCAAAGGAACAAUCUUUUCCAAGCGGGCGAUAACACAGAGGUCCUCAUAAGCUAUGUUUGGAAGAAUUGGAGGGAAGGAACAAUAUCAAAUAUCAUUGAUCCCUGUAUAACUUAUAAUUUGAGUACUGAAAUUGUGAGGUGUGUCCACAUUGGUCUACUAUGCGUCCAAGAAAAUGUGGCUAAUCGACCGACAAUGGCCUCAAUCCUUCUCAUGCUUAACAGCCACUCCGUCACACUCCAAGUGCCAUCACAACCUGCGUUCUUUUUGCACAGCGGCAACGAGUCCGAUAUGUCAUCAACGCAAGAUUACAGUUCGAGAGUGCCUGAGGUCGACAAAUCAAGAAACAAAUCAAACCAGUUCUUGAAAAAGGAGGCCUCCAUGACCGAGCCAUAUCCACGGUAGCCUUGACAAACGGUAGAUAGUCAUAGUGUGCCCUAAGCGUUAAUUUGUGUGUUUGUCAUGGUUUUCAAAUUAUCAAAUUUACAUUCUCAUGAUUUAAUUAUUCCCAGCAAUUACUGUUUUUGUGUAGUGUUUAAGUGACAUACUGAGCCAGAUUUUACGCAUCAAACUAGAUGCAUUUUCCAAUUUAGU